Molecule: messenger RNA, 1200 nt
Organism: Entrophospora sp. SA101
Lineage: Eukaryota; Fungi; Glomeromycota; Glomeromycetes; Entrophosporales; Entrophosporaceae
Source: the annotation of a GenBank genome assembly
AUGGUCUAUACGGAUAUCUGCCCAAUUUUGAGCGACACUGAAUGGAAAGAUAAUUGUCAACUUCCAGUGAUUCGUAAGGGUGAAACUCCAUCUGAUUGGAUGAAACGAAUUUGGGAUCAGUUGACGAAUUAUAAGAAUAAUAAUCGUUUGACUUAUGAUAAAAAGCGAUAUCUUAUCGCCAGAAAGAUGGAAUAUUUAUGUCCUGAUACUGUAGCUAGGUUUAAUCAAUUGCCUAAUCUUCGGGAAGCUAAUGAAGCAAGAAAGAAACAAGUUACUGAGGAGACUUUUAAGACUUUAGUCAAAUUUAUUACUAGUACAAUAAAAUUCUGCUUACAAUUUAAUUUUUGUAGUGCAAUGGCAACCACAUUUUUAGGAGUAGAGAGUAGUUUUGGGAUCGGUGGGGUUAGUGGUUGUUUAACUAGUAAAGUACAAAGAGUACAAAGUGCCUUUAAAAAGCUUGUUGACUUGAUUCAAGAUAAUGCAGAAUCCAAGGUGAUCAGUCAAAUUGAAAAUGAAGUUAAUGAAGAACUACGUGAAAUGCGUGAUGUGGAUAUUAUAGAACUUGAAUUACCAGAAAUAAAGGCCAAGGGCAAGAAACGUGAUAAAAUUUUUGAAGCGAUCCAUGAUAUUUUUAAUGCUGAAAUUGUUGACAAUAAAUUGUUCAUCAAGUUUAAUGGUUGGAUUAAAGCAGAAAUACAUAAGAAAGUAGUGUAUUCACUUGAUCAACAACUCCCACCAACUUGGGGGACUCAAAUUGAUACAAUAUGUGUGGUUAACGGUAAUCAGUAUCGACCUGAUGUGGGCAGUUGGAAUCCUAAACCAGCACGUAAUCAAAGGCUUAACCCUAUAAUUAAUCUAUGUCCACCACCGUUGCUGUGGAUCGAGGUGACCUAUGACAAUUCUGGGGAUCGUGAUAAUGCCAUGAAUAAAUUUGCAUGCAUUCGACCCUACUGCCUGACCACAGAAUUUGUAAUAAUUGUUGUUCCGGCUACUGAAACUGCCUUUCCAGCAAAUCCAAAUCCAGAUGUUGCUUCAAUGGUGGGAACACCCAAAACGGCUUGUCCUUCUCAUGCUCCAUAUCUCGGCCAUUGGCCCGUGGGCAAUACAGUUCGUUGGUACAAGAUGAAAUGGAAUAGGCAUCUUGUAUUAGGAUGUGGAGCGAACAUAGAUUUUAAUGAUAUACUUCAAGUCUUAACAUAA